Vidua macroura (Pin-tailed whydah) is the source of this 2168-nucleotide messenger RNA. It is a transcript of the gene TFDP2, whose product is annotated as transcription factor Dp-2. Gene Ontology annotation, cellular component: nucleus; transcription regulator complex. NCBI's taxonomy places the organism in Eukaryota, Metazoa, Chordata, Aves, Passeriformes, Viduidae. Gene Ontology annotation, molecular function: RNA polymerase II transcription regulatory region sequence-specific DNA binding; DNA-binding transcription factor activity, RNA polymerase II-specific. The record is from RefSeq and is a predicted model, not a curated record. Gene Ontology annotation, biological process: regulation of transcription by RNA polymerase II; regulation of cell cycle. The transcript is spliced from 13 exons. Bases 266 to 1621 code for a protein of 451 amino acids.
GGGGGCCGCCGGGGGGUCCCGGCUCCGGGGCCUCCUCGCCAGCGGCGAGUGCGCGGCGCCGGCCCGGCCGAGAGGCGUCGUCGGCGCGACUGGAUCGCUCCUUGCCGCGGCGGCUGCCAAGGGACCGUCGCCGUCUCGUCGCCUCAGCGUCGCUGUCUGGGCCCAGCCCGCGCUGCCGCCCGCCUUACCUUUCGUCCCUGGCCGGGCCUGCGGGAUGUUCAUUUUAAAGAUUCUGUGAAGAUGAAAAGGGAUAUCUUAUGGCUUUAUGAAAUAUAAAGCAAUACUGUCUGACAUGACGGCAAAAAAUGUUGGUGUGACUUCCACAAAUGGAGACUUGAAAGGAUUUAUAGAUCAGAACCAGAGUCCAACAAAAGGUAAUAUUUCAGUAAUCGCAUUGCCAGUUUCCAGCACCAACUCUCCGACUAAGAUUUUGCCAAAAACCUUGGGACCAAUCAAUGUGAAUGUUGGACCCCAAAUGAUCAUAAGCACACCGCAAAGACUGACCAGUUCAGGGAGUGUUCUGAUUGGGAGUCCGUACAACGCAGCUCCGACAAUGGUCACGCAGACACACAUAACAGAGGCUUCCGGCUGGGUCCCAGGGGAGCGAAAACGGACUCAAGAAAUUAUAGAGUCAGAUUUUUCAGAAAGUAAGAGAAGCAAGAAAGGAGAUAAAAAUGGGAAGGGUCUGAGACAUUUUUCAAUGAAAGUUUGUGAAAAAGUUCAACGUAAAGGAACAACUUCAUACAAUGAAGUCGCUGAUGAGCUCGUAUCAGAAUUCACAACUUCUAACAGCCACCUAGCAACAGAUUCACAGGCUUACGAUCAGAAAAAUAUUCGACGGAGAGUUUACGAUGCCCUCAAUGUCCUGAUGGCAAUGAACAUCAUUUCAAAGGAGAAGAAGGAAAUCCGAUGGAUCGGCCUUCCUACAAACUCAGCUCAGGAAUGUCAGAAUCUAGAGAUAGAAAAACAGAAGCGGAUUGAAAGGAUAAAACAGAAGCGAGCCCAACUGCAAGAACUGCUACUGCAGCAAAUAGCAUUUAAAAACUUGGUACAAAGAAAUCAGCAAAAUGAACAGCAAAAUCAAGGCCCUCCAUCUUUGACCUCCACAAUACAGCUGCCUUUCUUAAUAGUCAACACUAGCAAAAGAACAAUUAUAGACUGCAGCAUAUCAAGUGAUAAAUUUGAAUACCUCUUUAAUUUCGAUAAUACUUUUGAGAUUCAUGAUGACAGCGAGGUGCUGAAGAGAAUGGGAAUGUCCUUUGGGCUCGAAGCAGGCAAAUGCUCAGCUGAGGACCUAAGAACUGCAAAAUCACUGGUGCCAAAAGCUUUAGAAGGCUACAUCACAGAUAUGUCUGCGGGAUUUUCCUGGAUAAACCAAGGGUUACUUUCGAGUUCAGCACAAGCAGUUUCCCAUUUCGAGGCAGCUGGAGGCACUUAUGAUGCUAAAUCAAGUGAGAAUCCAGGGUUGUGUUUGGAUGCUGAAGUGGCCUUAGCAACUGGGCAGCUGCUUGCCCCUAGCAGUCAGCAGUCCAGCAGUGCAGCAUCCCGGGGGGAGACGCCCUGCUCCUUCAACGAGGAAGACGAAGAGGAUGAAGAUGAGGAUUCUUCCUCCCCAGAAUGAGGACAGUAGAAAAUGGAAAAUGCUGCUCAAAUAUUCUUAAUGGGAGUGCCUGUUUGGAUUUUACUGGUUUCUUGCCUUGGUUUGCACUGCAUUUGGUGAACCAAAAUGGAAGCUUCAAAACAAGUUUAUCCAUAGCUGAAAUUGAAGAAUUGUGUAAGUGAACACAGAGUGACAUGCAGAGACAGAGCAAAGUGGGUUUUAUAAACUAUAAAUGAGGAAAAGAACAAAGUCCCUGGAGAUUGGGCAAAGUAAACCUUAAGAUCAUCUUUUCCAUUUUGGGACUCAAGUCUCUGUUUUCCCCUUGUCUUUUUCAGACGGAGAAGAAAAGUCAGUCAGUAAAAGCCGAUUCUUGUGUUGUCUUUUGGCUGUGCUGCCUUUAGAAAAAGGGGGAGAGAGCACAUACAAAUGUGCUAAAAUCGUUAUUUAAAACUAUCUUGUAUGAAAGUGGUUAUAGGGAAAAGGAGCUGUUAAAAUGUUUGCUUUUUUCUGUUCAACUUGCUGUAUAGAAGAUUCUUAAAGUAAUAUAAAUUGCAAGUGAUUAAAUGAA